AUGCAGAAAAUACAAGACUUCUUUGAAAAGAACGAUCUCACAUGGGACAUUGUUGGUUCAAUCUGUACUGAUGGAGCUCCAGCCAUGAUGGGAGUGAGAUCAGGCUUCACUACACUUGUGAAGCAAAAGGCACCCCAUGGGAUAACAACACAUUGUGUUCUUCACAGACAUGUAUUAGCUGCAAAAACUCUUCCUGAAAAUCUGAAAAUUGUUUUGCAGAAAGUUGUUAAGGCUGUUAACUUCAUUCGGGCCCGAGCUAUGAAUCACCGUUUGUUCAAAGCUUCUUGUGAUGAGAUGGGCUCUGAGCAUUCCAUUCUUUUACUGCAUACUGAUGUGAGGUGGCUUUCUCGUGGACUUAUUUUAAAUCGUGUGUUUAAGCUCCGUACCGAGUUAGAGAUUUUUCUUCGUGAUAGGAAUUCAAAGCUGUGUGAAGACUUUGCUGAUCCGAAGUUCAUCGCAUGUUUGGGGUACCUCUCAGAUAUAUUUACCCAUCUUAACCAAGUCAACAAACAACUCCAGGGAACGUCAGUAACCAUUGUUGAAGCAAGUGAAAAGAGGACAGCAUUGCAGACAAAGCUGGACUUAUGGGCACGGAGAGUUCACCAAAGUAACUUUGUAAAUUUUCCAAACUUGGAUGAGGAAAGAUCUGAAGUGUUACCUGAGAUAAAUGAAGACAUCACAAAACAUUUGAAAAUCUUGAAGAAUCACUUCACUGCCUACUUUUCAAAAGGCAUGAUUCCAACAGAGAGAUGGAUAAUAAGACCUUUUGCCACUGAACUGUCAGAAAUGAAAGAUGAUGACCCAGCAAUAGAGGAGCUGAUUGAUCUUCAUUUUUGUUCAUUUUUGGGUAAAACUCGCAGAUUCAUUCCCACUCCUUACUCAGCGUGCCUUCCAAGUGCUUGUUCCUUUUGUCACUACAUACUUAUGUGA
Limulus polyphemus (Atlantic horseshoe crab) is the source of this 930-nucleotide messenger RNA. RefSeq names its product protein ZBED8-like. The coding region runs from base 1 to 930 and encodes 309 amino acids. The record is from RefSeq and is a predicted model, not a curated record. NCBI's taxonomy places the organism in Eukaryota, Metazoa, Arthropoda, Merostomata, Xiphosura, Limulidae. The transcript has a single exon.